Messenger RNA from Gorilla gorilla gorilla (western lowland gorilla), 5490 nucleotides. RefSeq names its product secernin 1 (gene SCRN1). The transcript has 8 exons. Bases 299 to 1627 code for a protein of 442 amino acids. The record is from RefSeq and is a predicted model, not a curated record. NCBI's taxonomy places the organism in Eukaryota, Metazoa, Chordata, Mammalia, Primates, Hominidae. Gene Ontology annotation, molecular function: cysteine-type exopeptidase activity; dipeptidase activity. Gene Ontology annotation, biological process: proteolysis.
UGAUCAAAUCUUCCUUCUAAAAGGAUCACUUUGGCUGCAAUGCAGAGAAUGUUUUGGAGUGGGGAGUGAUAGAGGUUUUGGAGCAACCCCUCAGGAAGUUAUUGUAGUGGUCCAGGCUGGAGAUGGUGGUGGCUUGGUGCAGGGUGGUGGCAGUGGAGGUGGAGAGGAGUGGGAGGUUUCCAUAGAGAUUUAGGAGAUGGAAUGUACAGGACUUGGUGAUAUAUUAGAUAAUGGAGAAGCAAAUGGCAAGGAUGGUUACCUUGGCUACCAAGAUAAAGAACCUUGAAAAGGGAAGAAGAUGAAAUCAGCUUCGGAUAUCAGGCAGGCAGCUGGGUCUGUGGGUCAGAGGCUUAAGCUGAGAACCCAGCUGGAAUUAAAUGUGAUGGCUGCAGCUCCUCCAAGUUACUGUUUUGUUGCCUUCCCUCCACGUGCUAAGGAUGGCCUGGUGGUAUUUGGGAAAAAUUCAGCCCGGCCCAGAGAUGAAGUGCAAGAGGUUGUGUAUUUCUCGGCUGCUGAUCACGAACCAGAGAGCAAGGUUGAGUGCACUUACAUUUCAAUCGACCAAGUUCCGAGGACCCAUGCCAUAAUGAUAAGCAGACCCGCCUGGCUCUGGGGAGCAGAAAUGGGAGCCAAUGAACAUGGAGUGUGCAUAGCCAAUGAAGCCAUCAACACCAGAGAGCCAGCUGCCGAGAUAGAAGCCUUGCUGGGGAUGGAUCUGGUCAGGCUUGGUUUAGAAAGAGGGGAAACAGCUAAAGAAGCCUUAGAUGUCAUUGUCUCCUUGUUGGAAGAACAUGGACAAGGUGGGAAUUACUAUGAAGAUGCAAACUCCUGCCACAGCUUCCAAAGUGCAUAUCUGAUUGUGGAUCGUGAUGAAGCCUGGGUGCUCGAGACCAUAGGGAAGUACUGGGCUGCCGAGAAAGUCACAGAGGGAGUGAGGUGCAUUUGCAAUCGGCUUUCGCUCACCACUAAGAUGGAUGCAGAGCAUCCGGAACUCAGGAGUUAUGCUCAGAGCCAAGGUUGGUGGACGGGAGAGGGCGAGUUCAAUUUUUCCGAAGUCUUUUCUCCAGUUGAGGAUCAUCUAGACUGCGGUGCUGGCAAAGACAGCUUAGAAAAACAAGAAGAAAGCAUCACGGUGCAGACUAUGAUGAACACCUUACGGGACAAAGCCAGCGGAGUGUGCAUAGACUCUGAGUCUUUCCUCACCACAGCCAGUGGAGUGUCUGUCCUGCCACAGAAUAGAAGCUUUCCAUGCAUUCACUACUUCACUGGAACCCCUGAUCCUUCCAGGUCCAUAUUCAAGCCUUUCAUCUUCGUUGAUGACGUAAAACUUGUCCCCAAAACACAGUCUCCCUGUUUUGGGGAUGACGACCCUGCCAAAAAGGAGCCUCGGUUCCAGGAGAAACCAGACCGCCGGCAUGAGCUGUACAAAGCCCACGAGUGGGCACGUGCCAUCAUCGAAAGUGACCAGGAGCAAGGUCGCAAGCUGAGGAGCACCAUGCUGGAGCUGGAGAAGCAAGGCCUGGAAGCCAUGGAAGAAAUCCUGACCAGCUCCGAGCCACUGGACCCUGCGGAAGUGGGGGACCUUUUCUAUGACUGUGUUGACACGGAGAUUAAGUUCUUUAAGUGAAGUAAGCGUUCCCUUUCCACUUCUUAUUUAAGACUUCCCACCUUACUAAAUUACCAGCAAAACAAACCACUCUCCUGUUUGAGUAAAAUGAGAAAGUUAAUAUGUGGCCUCCUUUUCUGAAGCCAGAUCAAACUGUUACCUUGUGUUCCACCUUGAAUCUCACAGCGUCCCCUUCUGCAAUGUAGGUCUCCUUCCUGUGCAGUGUAACAUGUAUCCCGUUGCCUGUUGUUCGGUUGUGUGACUAAUUGUGGAUUUUAAGCUGCUAUUAUUGUAUUUCAGUGGCAUUGGACACAUUAGCCUUUUACAAGAGGACUAGAGUUCAUCAAGCCUUGAAAGGCAGGCUUCACAGUGCCGAGUUGGCGGGAAAAGCAAAUCCUUUUGAAGUCUUAGUCUUUCCCUCAGUAGCGGUUUCUUUCAGGUUAACAAGAGGCAUUUGUGCACACACACAGGGCUCUUGUCUGUGUUGUCAAGGGGACCCUCCCUGGCCUCCCGUGAGUGCAUGCCUGUAGUGCACAGUGUCUCUACAGGUGUCUUCUGGGGGACAGAACCAAUCGGAAGGAAGAAAGGGACCCCUCUCCAGUCCUGGCUCCUUCCUACAUCCUGGGCUCCUGAAGAAGCUGUCUUCCCAUUUUCCAUGCACUGUGCUUAUGUGUGGUGGACUGCAGAGCUGCUUCCACUUACAGGAGAGCUGAUAAUUUGUUAGCUGGAACCUAUUCACUUCCGAGAUUCAGACAUAGCCAUGCUGGUGGCCUUCUGAAUCACUGCAUGGAUGUCCCAGGAGGCAGCUCACCCCACACAGCAGCACAGCCAUCACAGGAUUCCUUGUGUAGAAAUGAUUCCCAGUCUAGUUACCAACAGCUAGUCUAGGAGUAAUUGAAUGGCCCUAUGGCACAGUUCCACCCACAGAGCGGUGAAUCUCUCAGCCAACGAGGGAAAGAAAAGGAAGAACUCUUGACUAUUUAGAUUCUAGUUAAAUAUCUGGAAUCCUAGCAGUCACUACAUUAUCUCAGCAGAGAGACUUUAAUUAAACUGAUUUGUUUCCAAUGUCGGGUUCACUUAAAGGAUUUGACUUACCACCAGAGCAUAGAAAAGCAUGCAAGGAAGACCAGAUGGGCUUAGCAUUGGGAAGACAGAGGGCAAGGAGGCGAUAGAUGGAUAUAGAAGCAUUUCUCUGCAGGAUACCAGUUCAGGCCCACCCUUCCUGCCAAGGCCAUUACAUCCCACAAACCCAAAUACAAAGCAGCUGACUUUCCUGGAUCUUCCCCCCACUCCUCACACCUCACAUGUCCCAGGAGCUGCCUUCAUUCAGGCGGGUAGCUGCACUGGGCAUGGGGUGGUGGUGGGAGCUUACCGCCACCUAUUCAAACUCUCAGCCACUCCUGAAAUGGGCAGAGAUGAUGAACAGAAGUGUAUGUAAAUACAGCAGCUAGUGGGAGAGCACCAGUUGGGCCUAAUCCUGCCUCAUCAUUCUUGGCAGGAAUCUGCAAAUGGAAACAUUGUGAGUAUCAGCAAUCUGGGAAGUGACAGGGUUAAUAACUCCUUCCCAGAAGCUGUAUCAUGAGAUUUUGAGGGGACCCAGCCCCAUUACAUGGAUGUGAACAGUGAGGAUCAGAGGUUUUAUCAGAAGACAUUCUUUUUUUCUACCAACUCUCCAGAGCAUGAGUAUAGGAGUGCCAUGAGCUUUUUGCUCAGCAGUUUUGUAAACUCUGUAUAUAAAAUCAUUAACCACACAUUGUGGGCGAUGGGAAGACGAUUUCAGCUGACAGAGUUAAUGGCAACCAAUAAUGGUGGCCUGUAGCUGCUAAGAGCUUCACGCAGGUUUGGCCUGGGCUUUCAUUGUUGGUGAAUUUAGAGUGUCCUUUUAGGUGGGGCGGCUAUUCUAAAAGUGUCUUUCUAUCACUGUUAAGGGGGGGGAUAGUGAGGUUCGACGAUGACGUAGGUAACUCUUCCCUCCCAAGUCCAUGUUCCAAGUGGCUAUGUAAAGCAAGAUGAUGCAGAAAGCUGCUCUAAAAUUUCACUGAGUGAUUUCACCUUCGCCUACUAUGAAAUGUCUCAUCAGACCUGACAUGUCUGAGAUAACCAAGGUGAUUCAGGAUUUGAUCAAAAGACAUCUAGUAAGAAUUAAUUACACAGAAGCCUCCUUUCAUUUCUAUGGGCCAAACAAAGGCCAUGGAUAACCCUACCCGCUUUAUGUCAUUACCCAUUGGGAAACACAAUGGCUACUUCUGUUAGGGGACAUUGACCUUGGUCAAGCAUCUUAAAGAAGGCAACCGUAAUUGAGAGCUGUCUUGGCUAAUACUCUACACCACAAUUGUGAUGUCCUAGUCCUACCACUAGAGGGCAUGGCACAGCCUGGCAAAAGUUAAAAGGGGCGUGGCAGCUCCCAUCAGGUCUGGAGGUGGUCUAUAAGCACAGUGGACAGUUGUGCAUUGGGAUGGGUGGAGAAAGACGAGAAGAGAGCAGAGAAUCUGCUGAUGUGGCCGCGCUUACUUUCAGUGACUUUAUGUACUUAUAUUAACAGCUGGAAAUAGGUUGUUGGGUUUUGAGCAGGCUGUUAUAGUGAGGAAUGUUCAUUUUUAAAUGUUCCUAACAGAUUUUGCUUUGGAAAAAUGCUUGUUACAUGAAUAAUUUGUGGACCAGGGAUUGCUUUUCUGAAGGCAGUAUAGGGAACAUGAAUAUUCAAGAUGAAAUACAAAAAUUAUGUUUAAGGGUCAUAGUGUAUAAGUAGCUUCCUAGGAAACCCUUUGUGUAUCUUUUCAGACUGGGGUGGGGGCUGAGCAUGCUUGUGCAGAAAGAAGCCAUAGCCAGAAAGGACAGAAUCUCUCCCCAACUCCCUUGCCCCAUAACCAAACAUAAGCUAGCUAGUCUUGUCUAAUAGAUGGGAUUUACUAUAGGUGAAGAUAGCCCUCAUAUUCAAGGACAGAAGCUCUGGCAGGAGUAAAUUAGCAAAGCAGAAAUAGUACCCUUUCAUUCUUGGAGGUGCUUUGAAAUUUUUGGUAGAAUAAAGAUAUAAUCGAAAUUAUGGAGUUUCCUUAGUGCUCAAUAAUAUAAGACCUGGUGUUAUUAGAACGAGUCUUUCUUAUAAACUAACAGAGCAGGUAUAUGCCUGUUAGAUCUUAGCUGUGGGGUUCCUUUACUAUUGGGUGAAUCAUUAGGUAUAAAAAAUAAUCAUCAACCAGGCAAAUUACUUUGCUUCCUAGCUGAUGUCAUCCCACAUUGGUACAGGUGUUAUUCAGUACUGGGUGGUUCAGCAGGGAAGCCGGGUGGGACCAGUGUGUCUGUCAUGAAACCACUAACUGCAUUCCUGACUGAAGAGCCAUCUGUCAUUUAUUGGGGAAGGUCUUCAGUUGAGCUCUCAGCCUUAGGAAGGAAGCACGUGGAGGAGGGACGGAGGAGGGACGGAGGAGGUUCCCCUGCUGGGCAUGCUUCGUGGAGGGUCAGGAGCAGCAGGUCAUGUGCACAUGCCGUUGCAGCACAAGCUUAUGCUUCCCGUAGCCGUGGCUUUUCAUUCUGCACAGUCCCAGGUCCCAGCUCCCCUCUUAUGGUUUCUGUCAUAAUGUGCUUUAUCUGACUGACUCCAAAUAUCCCGAAAUGUCACCUGCAGAUUUCUCGUGGGAACCAAUAUGUACAUGUUUGCAAUUAUGCUGUGAGAGUUUAAAUGUGUUAGAUGGAAAAUGCUGUUGGCAGGGAAUAAUAAUAAAAAAAAAAGAAAAUCAUUCUGUUUCCUGCGGUGAGAACUGGCCAUGUAGUCUUAACGGUCUUUUGUACAAAUAUCUACAAAGCAGAUAAUAUCCCUAUCCAGUGCUUGCCCUUGGAAUUGUCUCUAAAUGCAUCAAGCAUACAAUAAAAAAACCUGAAAUUAA